Messenger RNA from Bathycoccus prasinos, 762 nucleotides. RefSeq lists its product with no specific name. The record is from RefSeq and is a predicted model, not a curated record. Bases 1 to 762 code for a protein of 253 amino acids. Gene Ontology annotation, molecular function: peptidyl-prolyl cis-trans isomerase activity. Gene Ontology annotation, biological process: protein peptidyl-prolyl isomerization. Lineage: Eukaryota; Viridiplantae; Chlorophyta; Mamiellophyceae; Mamiellales; Bathycoccaceae. The transcript has a single exon.
AUGACGACUCUCGACGGUAAAACCCGCCCAAAGUACGCAUAUAUAGAUGUAGACAUCGAUAAUCACCGCGUGAAGUACCAACUCGCCUGCGAUUUUGUGUCCAACACGGAUCUGAGGUACCAUUGGACCUCGAAAGUCUUGAAAGAAUUGGGAGGCGGGGAGAAGUUGAGAAUAAAAGAAAUGUUUGAAAACGACUUUGAAUGGUCCGAGAAAGGCACGGAAGGAAUAGAGUUAGAACCCGCGAAGGAAGAAAGAAUUAUAUUUGAAUUGUUUUGGGAGAAAGCGCCGUUAGCGUGCGAGAAUUUCGCGCACUUAUGCCUCGGGGAUAAAGGGAUGAGUAAGAAUUUCAGUGGAAAGGCAUAUCACUACAAAGGGUGUUAUUUUCAUCGAUGCGUGAAAGGCUUCAUGCUCCAAUCGGGAGAUUUCGUCCAUAACAACGGAACAGGGGGUGAAUCCAUCUGGGGAAAGAAAUUCAAAGACGAACUCGGAGGUUUAAAGGGUAAACACGACAAACUCGGUAUCCUGAGCAUGGGAAAUACCGGUAAAAAUAGCAACGGCUCCCAGUUCUUCGUCACGCUCGGCGCGGCGAAGCAGUGCGACGGCAAACACGUCGUCUUUGGCGAAUGCGUGAAAGGUCUCGAGUUGCUCCAGAAAAUAAACGAAGAAUUGGCGAGAGAUAGUAAAGAACACACGGAAAUCCCGAAGAAAGCGAUUAAAAUUGUCGAUUGCGGUGUUUUGCAAGCCUUGAGUACUGACGCGUAA